This is a messenger RNA of Alligator sinensis (Chinese alligator), 2259 nucleotides long. RefSeq names its product LETM1 domain containing 1 (gene LETMD1). NCBI's taxonomy places the organism in Eukaryota, Metazoa, Chordata, Crocodylia, Alligatoridae. The transcript has 8 exons. Gene Ontology annotation, biological process: intracellular monoatomic cation homeostasis. The record is from RefSeq and is a predicted model, not a curated record. Bases 38 to 976 code for a protein of 312 amino acids. Gene Ontology annotation, cellular component: mitochondrial inner membrane. Gene Ontology annotation, molecular function: ribosome binding.
CGCUGCCCUUUGCCCUUUGCCCUCGCGGCGGCCCAAGAUGGCGCUGCCCAGGCUGAACGGUUGCUGGAGCGCUUUGCGCUUGUUACCGCGGGCGGGGUCCGCCUGGCUGCCCGGCCGCGGGGCGGUGAGGCCGCUGUCCUCCAAGCCCGACCCGCGGCCGCUCCUCAGCGCCCUGCUCAGCACCGUGAAGCGCGCCAGCGGCCGGUACGAGCGGUUCCUGGAGAGGCGCUUCCCCCGCUUCUACCUGCUCUACGCCACGUCCCACCGAGGAUUUAAGGCAUUGUUUUUGGAGGCAAUAGAAAUCAGAAAAAUAAAGAUUAACAUGGCCCAUCAGGGGAUCAGUUUUCAGCAGCUUCCCUACAGAGACAUGGAGAGACUGAGACAGUUUCGCAGGGAUCUGAUCAAGGCCAUUCCAGUAUCACUGCUCUCCCUUCCACCUUUUGCCAACUACUUCGUCUUGGUGCUGAUCUACCUUUUCCCAAGACAAUUGCUGAUCCAUUACUUCUGGACACCAAAGCAGCAGGUUGAGUUUCUGAACAUUUACCAUGGCAUGCGGAGAGAGGCAUACCCAGACAUCAUCGAUGGUUUGGCCCGGGCCACCCAGUUUGUAGCUGACCAGCAGAUCCGGGACCCGAUGCAAAGGCUGUGCACCAAGAAAGCCUUGAGCCGCGUCCUGUUCCUGACGCCUCACUUGCCGACCAUUUUCCUGAGGUACCGGCUGCAGAAUCACGUGCAGGAGAUCCAGCACCUAGACCGGGCCAUGCUGAAGCUGGGAGUGAAGGAGCUCUCUGAUGAGGAAGUGAACAGGGCCUGUUAUGUCCGUGGCCUGAACUCCACCCGCCUCAGCCCAGCAGAAUGCAGAGAAUGGCUGGACCAGUGGCUGAAGCUGUCCUGCAUGCUGAAAGAUUCAGAGGCCUCACUGCUGGCCCACAGCAUGGUCCUGCUGUCCACCAACUACCAGGCAGCCAAGGAGUGAGUGGUGGUUGUCCUGGGCGGCUGCUCUCGAACUAGCACUAGCUUCCCAUCUCAGCUCAUUGCCAGUGCCGUCGGCUGUGAUGGACUUGAAGGGUUUGCAGUGCAGAUCAGCAGCCUGGAGCUAGCAAGAAACCUCUUGCUUCCCUCCAGGCCUGGAAAUCCAACUCUAAAUGACAUGUCCAUGGGAGCUAUGUCUUUCCUCCUGUGCCAGAGAUGAGCACUUCGAUCACCUUUCCUGAUGCACUUGAGCCCCUGAGGGGCAGGAAUCUACUCUGGCUCCCAGUGGCUUAUGUUUGCCUGUCUUGGCAGUGCGUGGAGGCAGGCCUCACAGGGCUGAUGCAGUCUGUGGUUCAGGACUGCACCCAUCCACACCUUUCAUGGUAUUGGAAAGCUGGUUGUGUCCUUGCAACAGUCAGAAAGGACUGGCUGUGCUGCUGUUGCCCCUCAAGCCACAGCAGUUUAAGCGAAGAGCCCUUUCCAAGGGAGAAAGCAAAUCUCUCCUGCACGCACAAACUUUAGACUGAUAUCUUAUUAACAGGUUCACUGCUGCUCCUGUCCGGGGCAGUGCUCCUUACAGGAAACAAAGCUUAGUUUAUUUUGAGUUGCUGAAACUUUUAGGUGUAAAGAAAUGUUGAAGGGGAGGGGAAGAGGGGCACCAUAGCUUGUGACUUUACACAUGGGCCAGUGAUAUCUUAAUGUUCAGAUCCAGAUCUCUGUUCAGUUGUGGGUUUUGUUGUGUUUUUUUUACUUCUCUGUUCCUUUGAAAUCUUAUUGCGGCUUAAAUUGCCAUUUGUUUUCUCUCCCUUGGCUUCCUGCUGGAAACAAGACAGACUGCUUAGGGACACAGUAACAGCUUUGAGUUUGGGAAGCUCUGUAAUGGGGCUUGGUUCUGGCGUUCCCAGUGAACACAGGAGGCCGAGUCCUGCUUUGUAUAGAUAUCACUGGGCCUUAAAGUGCAGGCUGCACCUUUGCUGCCAUAAAUGGGAACACCAAACAGCACUGACCUGCUCUGUUUAGGACAGUUUUGUGAUUUUUGGCCCUGAACUUUCUGCUUAACAUCAGAGGCGGCUAGAAGGGUGAUCAGUGAAGGCUUCUUCUUUGUGUACUUUACUGUCCCUUGCAGAGGAUGCAACUAAGGGAUUAUAAACCAAACCUUUUAACUUUCUAGUGGCUUACAAGUUACAUUAUUUAUUACAGUAAAAAUGCAUGAACAGACUGUCUUUCCAGUAAAUAUUCUUACAUCUGUGGUUCUGUCUGUGUUCGAUUAAAGGGAACAAUUCCAGA